This is a messenger RNA of Phoenix dactylifera (date palm), 354 nucleotides long. The record is from RefSeq and is a predicted model, not a curated record. NCBI's taxonomy places the organism in Eukaryota, Viridiplantae, Streptophyta, Magnoliopsida, Arecales, Arecaceae.
AUGGCGACCAUGAGCUCCUCCUCCCUCAAGGCCCAAAUAUUCUCCUCUACGAAUCCUAGAAUGGCCCCACGCCACACCCUCGUCCCCGCCCUCCGCCCCAACUCCUUUCUUCCCCCUCUCUCGUCCCACCACCGGCCAGCCUUCCGGUCAGGGCUGGCCCGGGCGAUGGCGGCGGACAAAGAGUACUCCUCGAGGAGGAGCAGCAGCAGCGAGCCGAGAGAGACGAUCCUGCUGCCUGGAUGCGACUACAACCACUGGCUUAUCGUCAUGGAGUUUCCCAAGGACCCCACCCCCACCCGGGAGCAGAUGAUCGAGACCUACCUCAACACCCUCGCCACCGUUCUCGGAAGGUAA